Arabidopsis thaliana (thale cress) is the source of this 1435-nucleotide messenger RNA. RefSeq names its product ribosomal RNA small subunit methyltransferase J. The coding region runs from base 92 to 1132 and encodes 346 amino acids. The record is from RefSeq and is marked reviewed. The transcript is spliced from 6 exons. Lineage: Eukaryota; Viridiplantae; Streptophyta; Magnoliopsida; Brassicales; Brassicaceae.
CUUCACCUUCCGUCGUAGUUCCCCGACAAGCUAACUACUGUUGAGCCCCGCCGCAUCCGAAGCCGACUUUUCAAAUCGUCGAGCUUCAACAAUGACGUCUCUUCUCCUUCCUUCAUCUCAAUUUCUCCAGACUCGAACCCAAAACAAUGGCCAACCAUUCCUUCUCCCUCUAACACCACUGUUCGCACCACUACCUUCUCUCCGUCAGUUGAGACCGAAACACAUCUCUAUUUCCGCCGCAGCGCCGAAGAAAAAAUCGGAGACUGUCACGGCGCCGACACCGGCAGCGAAGAAGAAUUCGAGCGUGGAGGAGGAAACAGAAGAGGAAGUAGAGGAAGAUAUGCCGUGGAUUCAAGAGAAGGCGUUAGACCUAGUCGAGUUCACUGGAUCGGUGAGUCAGGCGAUUCCUGGUCCUCGAGUUGGAAGUAGCAAAUUGCCGUGGAUGCUCGCCGUUCCGUUAGCUUACGCCGGCGUCACUUUCGUCACUGCUUUCGUCAAAACCGUUCAGAAGUUCUCUUCUCCUAAAGCUCAGCGCAAGAAACUGGUGAAUCAGAAUGCUAUGCUUUGCAGAUCUAUAGAUGAGCUAUUAAGGAAAGCUGGAACAGUGCAUAGCUCUGAGCUUAAGGCACUUGAACAAAAGACAGAGUUUAACAUGGAGGAGAUAUUGCGGAAAUACAUUCGUUAUGCGUUGAAUGAGAAACCGUUUAAUCCCGACCUUGUUGCUGAUCUCAUUCAUCUAAGAAAAGCUUCUGGUUUGAAUGAUUCUCAGAUUCCUGAGAUUUUAAAUGAGAUCUCUCGUCGUAUUGUCAAGGAAAAAGGUCCGGUAGUGAUGAAAAUGCAAGGCUUUACCGAAAAAGGAUUCAAGAGAAAACUCGCCGUGCAAGCGCUUUUUGGAAAGAUUUACUAUCUUUCUGAGCUUCCUGACUUCUGCUCAAAAGACAACUCCUUAAUCGUCAAGGAAAUAUUCGGCGUUACAGAUGAAGACGCAGAGAAGCUGCGGAUACACGCUCUUGCUGAAGCUGGAGACAUAGAGGCACUUGAGAAAAUGGUGGAAUUUGAGAAAACUGCGGAGUCUUCUUCGGAUAAAGAAGAAGAUUCAAAUGAAGAAGAUGACUCUAACACCACUUCCUAAGAUGUUUGUUCAACGACCAACUUUCAACAGUAGAUUCUUUCCAAAGGGGGUUUUCUUCUUCUGUUCUUUGACUUAUACCCCAAGUUGUGUUGUUUACAGCAGAAGACGUCUGAUUCCAACAGAAAUUGUCUUUUGCAAAAAACCAUGACACAGCUCGUAAUACAAAUUAACUGCAUCUAUAGUGCAGCACAGCAAUACAAGUUGGGGCUUAUAUUCAUAGAAAUAAUAUUGUCUUUGCUAAAUCUAAACUCAUACAGAUAUAAAGGGAAAAAUAAAAGACUCGAGAUACUUUAGCUUAUAUUU